UCCUAUAUCCUUUAUUCUUGCAAUUUACUCUGUUCAUGUCCCUCCAAGGUGACCACGGUCGAAGGAGAAAGGGGGAGUGAUAGUGAGAAUGAAGGUUUUCGUGAAGAAUUUGAAAGGGACCUAUUUUCAAAUUGAAGUUAACCCACAACAAACGAUAGCUGAUGUGAAGAAAAACAUUGAAUAUGUACAAGGAGAAAAUGAGUUUCCUGCAUCACAGCAGAUGCUUAUUUAUCAAGGAAAAGUUCUUACAGAUACAACUACACUGGAAGAAAACAAAGUUGGUGAAAAGAGUUUUAUAGUCGUCACGCUGAUUAAGAGUAAGAGCUCAUCUGGGAGAAGUUCAGCAGCAACGGCAGGAGUAGCUGUGCCUACAAGCAAAGCUCCUGCUACACCUGUGUCUCCUUCUACUGAAGCAUCUGCUACACCUCCAACUAAUGUGCCUGAUGUAGCUUUCCCUGCAUCUGCACCUACAUCGACGCCGGAUCCCAUUGUCUCAUCUUCUGUGCCAGAAUCUGAUGACGGUGGACAGGUAGCUAAAAAUCUUGUUGCUGGAAAGGACAUUGAGCAUACAAUACAGCACAUACUUGAUAUAGGUGGAGGAAUUUGGGACAGAGACACUGUUGUGGAUGCCCUUCGUGUUGCAUCUAAUAACCCAGAGAGAGCUGUUCAGUAUCUAAAAUCUAGUAAGAGUUCCCCUGGGGAGAGUUCAGUGGCAGCAGCAGCAGCUACACCUACAUCUGAGGCUUCUUCAAGCCCUGAGUCUUCUUCUGUUGAGGCAUCUGCUACACCUCCUAUAACUGUGGCAGGUGCAUCUCUCCCUGCAUCUACACCUACUUCCGUUCCAGGUCCCAUUAUUUCAUCUUCUCUGCCAGAAUCUGAUGUUGAUGGCCACGUAGCUUCAAAUCUCGUUGCUAGAAAUAACUAUGAAAAUACAAUCCAGCACAUACUUGAUAUGGGCGGAGGAGUUUGGAACAGAGAGACUGUUAUGCGUGCCCUUCAUGCUGCAUCCAAUAACCCAGAGAUAGCUGUUGCAUACCUUUAUUCUGGUAUUCCUGAGCAAGCUAAAGGGCCCUCUUCUGCUCAAUCCCUUGGACAACCAAAGUUAGUACCAGCCAAUGGACCUAGUGCUGGUCCUCAAAAUAUUUUUGCUCGGGGCCUUCGCAGUGUGGGUUCUGAUGCGGCUCCCGCUGGUUCCUUGGAUUUUCUGCGUAACAGCGAACAGUUCCAAGCUUUGCGAGCCAUGGUUCAAGCUAAUCCGCAGGUUUUGCAGCCCAUGCUUCAAGAGUUUGGCAAACAAAAUCCAAAUUUGAUGAGGCUUAUUCAAGAACAUCAGACUGAAUUCAACCAAUUGUUAAAUGAACCUGUCGAAGAGAACAUACUUGAACAAGUUGCUGCUGCAACGCCUCAGGCCUUACAAGUUACUCCCACUGAGCAUGCUGCCAUAGAACGGCUUGAAGCUAUGGGUUUCGACCGGUCAAGUGUACUAGAGGUGUACUUUGCCUGCAACAAAAAUGAGGAGCUUACAGCUAACUACCUUCUAGAUCAUAUACAUGAGCUUUGAGGAUUUUGUCGUGGGAACUAAUAAUGCUUUCGUUCAUCAAGAAUUUCUGCCGGUUGUUUGCGAUUCCAGUGGCGCCGUUAUUUGGUGACGACUGCAUACAUUGCUUCUGUUCACAUAAUUUGGUCCCCGUUAUUUUUAUUUUUGACUGGUGCCCAAUACUUUUGUUAAAUUGUAACUAAAUUUAUCAAGUUGGGUGAUCUUUGUGUA
This is a messenger RNA of Spinacia oleracea (spinach), 1768 nucleotides long. Its product is annotated as ubiquitin receptor RAD23c-like. NCBI's taxonomy places the organism in Eukaryota, Viridiplantae, Streptophyta, Magnoliopsida, Caryophyllales, Amaranthaceae. The record is from RefSeq and is a predicted model, not a curated record. Bases 89 to 1561 code for a protein of 490 amino acids. Gene Ontology annotation, biological process: proteasome-mediated ubiquitin-dependent protein catabolic process; nucleotide-excision repair. Gene Ontology annotation, molecular function: polyubiquitin modification-dependent protein binding; damaged DNA binding; ubiquitin binding. Gene Ontology annotation, cellular component: cytosol; nucleoplasm. The transcript is spliced from 16 exons.